AUGGCCCGGCGCAGCGUACAGCGCAUCGACGUGGAUCCUUCGGGUGCCCUGGUUUUCUACGCCAGCGAAGAGACUGUGACCGAAAGGGAGCGGACAGUCGUAGAGGUCCCGGUCGCCGAGCUGCGAGCCCAGAGCCUUGACGUUUUGGCCGAAUCCGUGCUCCCUUCCGUUCCUGAGUUCUUGGAAGUCUCGCGGGAGGCUCUGCGCAGAGCACUGGGCGAGCUGCGUGCUGCAUGCGCUGCGCAAGAAGCCCGUCCUGCACCGGUGCCGGCAGAAUCUUCCAAACCACCACCGCCGCGCUGCCCGGAGCAGGAGGAAAUGAGCACCACGAAGCCCGAAAGCGCCGGUGAUGCGGCCAAGGCCCUUUGGGUGCGUGCUAUGGAUGGCACGCGCCAUGGUCCCUUCAACGCCGCCGCCCUGAGCUCUGCCAGAAAGUUGAAGCUGAAACUGGCAGAACAGCUGCAGACAAUUCCGUUGGGCAUUGCUUUGCUGGAUGGGGCGGAGCCGCUCGAAGAUGAAUCGGAUCUGACAUCGCUGUGCUCAGAGGAGCUGCAACUCCUCGUGUCGAGUGGUCGUCCAGCUAUGGUGGUCGCUCGAGUGAGGCCGAUGAGCCGUCGGGAGGUGCAGGCGGACGAGCGAGAAGCAGUGGCAGAGAUCCGUAUAGGUCAGUGUGUAGCCAAUGAGUACGUAGCAGUUUGGCACAUGGCGUAUUCCAACAAUGUGGUGUCACUGGCUCUGGUUCGUGAGCAAUCCGACCUCUCAGUAUCCGAUGACCGCUCGUUGGACGGGAGGCUUCGUCAAUGUCUUAUUGGAAGGGGGCUCUACCAGGAGGUGAAGCAACUUUUAGAGGACAAAGCAGACGCGAACUGCCGGUUGAGGUACAAGCUUGGCCCCAAAGAGUUUGAUGGGACACCGCUUACCUUGGCUGUCAAGCUCGACAAGCCCAACAUCGUUCGCUUGCUGAUGAUCCACCGAGCUAAUGCACAGUCUGCGUACUCGAUGAAAGCAGGACGCACAGGCGUGCUGUGGAAGGGGCCCGCGGUUUGUGCCACCGUUGCCAAGGGCAACUUGUCAAUGAUGAGGUUGUUGGUGGAGUACGAGGCAAAUCUGCAGGGCCGUGUGAUCAGCUUCAACGACGAGCCGAAUGUCACAUUGCUGUACGAUGCCAGCUACUUUGGUCAUGCUCAUUUAGUGCGAUAUCUGUUACAACAGAAAGGCAAUCCUGACAUUCCCGUGAAGUUUCAAGACGACAUGAGUAUCACCAAGACCGCCCUUCAGGUGUCUGCUAGCUUGGGACACGAUGAGGUAGUCCGAGUCCUCCUCAGUGCCAAAGCCCAGAUCUCACUUGGAAUCGAUUUCGGUCCACAAGAACUGAAAGAUGCAAUCGAUGGCUGCCACGUGGAGGUGCUGCGGCUACUUGUCGAUGCCGGUGCAGAUCUGUUUGCAGGUACGGAGGGAAGGAGAGGGGUGGACUAUCUCUUCCAGGCCAACAAUGCGGUCUUGACUGCUGCCGCCGCCAAAGGCUUGCGAGGCUGCGACGAGGAUGUCGUCGCCUGUAUGGGCUUGAAAGAUUUCGUGCGGUUUCUGGCCACGCCCGAUGCUGAAGAAAUCCUGGGUGCCGUGUUUAGGAAGUGCGAGCUUCGCUAUUGGAAGAAUGAGAAGCGUGUGGCAUGGAAAACAGCUUACCUACCUCAUGGCGAUCUUAACGUUGCGGUGGGGCCGGCGAAGGGCCAUUUUGAUGAUAAGUUUCACAAGGAGAUGGAGUUCGCAGCAGGUGUUCGAUCAACCAUCCCAGACCAGGAAGACGAGCUAGUAGAAGAGGAAUUCUUCAAGCAGCUGCUGCCCUAUCGAUUUCAGAGGUUGGAUCAGAUCACGCAAGUGCCCAUUGAAAUUAGUCACUGCGUUCUCCCUGGCUUACAUCGCAACCCUGAGGUGCUCUGGGUUCUGGCAUCCGGAGUGAAUGAUCGUGUCUUUGACGAGAAGGGUGCCCAUGCGAUCAUCAAUUUGGCGUGGCGUGAGACAUACCGUGUCCACUUCCUGAGUUUCGCUCUCGACCUGCUAGUGGCGUGCCUCUUUUGGUCCUUGGCAUUCCUCAUGAACAACGAGUACGAGUGGCUUGAGGAGUGGAUGAUUUGGCCAUGCCUGAUUGUCGCAGCUCUGGCUUGGCUACGAAAUGCCUGCAUGGAGUUCCUGCAAUGCCUUGGGUUCCAUGUCUACGGCAAGCUGAGCGAAUAUUUUCUUUCGCUGGAAACGCUAGCCGAUGCCUUCAGGAUAUUUCUGACCGGAUUCAGUUUGACUGCCUUGGUGAUAGAUUGGAAGGCCUGUGCAGAACGCCAGGAACUGCGACUCAUAUUCGCUAUAACUGGUUUUGUCCGCUGGCUCAGGGUGCUGAACACUCUCAAGGGGUUUGAGAGCACAGGCAAGCCCAUGCUUCCAAUUCUGCAAGCUAUUCCGGCAACUGUACCCUUCUUCUUCGUGGUUUUCUGUUGGUUUGCCGGCUUUCUUCACAUGUACUAUUCUUUUGGGCUAAUGAGCUGGUGGCAGUCGAUGAUGAUCAUGUGGCGCCUGGGUUUCCUGGCCGACUUCUCCAGGAAUGAAAUGAGGAAUGUGACGCUCCUUUCUCAGGGAGAGGCAGACUGGGAGUGGCCGGUGGACAUUGUGUUGGUUGCCAUGGGCGUGAGUAUGUCGAUCAUAAUGAUGAACAUCUUGAUCGGCGUCUUGGCCGAGAGUUACAACCGAGGAUGGGAACACCGAGAGCGCUUAUUCCUUCUGGAGCGUUCGCGCUUGGUCCUGCAUCACUUUACCAUCUACACUGGCUGGGAGAAAUGCCCGUGUGCUUGCGCAAAGCGACGAAUUCAGAGCGAAGCCAACUCCCAUCACGUAUGGUUUGCCAAUGCGAGAGAUCCCUCAACAUGGGGCGAGAUUCAAUCGCAGUACGAUGCCGACGUCAUGAACGUCCAUGAGAAGGUAACGGAAUUGAGGCGCGAGAUCCGGGAGAUGCACGAGAAAAUGUUGGAGAAGUAUCAGGAUCACUCCGAAGAGCUGCAUUCUGGCCCAGAUCCCGUCAUCUCGCGCAGGCUCGGGAACCUGGAAUCUUGUGUCCAGGGCAUGCAGGCGAAAAUGGAUUUAGUCCUCAGCAAGCUCGGCGACUCUCGAGCAAGCUGA
Messenger RNA from Symbiodinium sp. CCMP2456, 3165 nucleotides. The record is from the annotation of a GenBank genome assembly. Lineage: Eukaryota; Dinophyceae; Suessiales; Symbiodiniaceae.